UAAAUGUAACAUUUGCAGACUCCAGCCGCGGCUGCCCACUUCAACCUCUCUCUCUGUCUGCUCUCUCCAUUCAAGGGAUCUCCUCUGCAACUUGAAGGUAUAUUAUUAAUGAAGAAAGCAGAUUCCGUCAAUGCUUUUGAUGCCCUCGACGGAGAUGCAGAUUUUGAUCCCAGCGAUCCCCCUCCUUUCAAGAUUGCUGAGAUCCGAGCUGCGAUUCCUAAGCACUGCUGGAUCAAGAAUCCAUGGAGGUCUCUCAGCUACGUUUUAAGAGAUGCUUUCGUUGUCCUUGCUUUGGCUGCUGCUGCUCUUUUCCUCGAUUCUUGGUGCUUUUGGCCGCUCUACUGGGCUGCUCAGGGUACUAUGUUUUGGGCUAUCUUUGUUCUCGGCCAUGAUUGCGGCCAUGGCAGCUUUUCCGAUAGCACUCUGCUCAACAAUGUGGUGGGGCAUCUCUUGCAUUCUUCGAUUCUUGUGCCUUAUCAUGGAUGGAGAAUCAGCCAUAGGACUCACCACCAGAAUCACGGGAAUGUGGACAAGGAUGAAUCUUGGGUUCCGUUGCCUGAGAAGAUCUAUAAUAGUUUAGAUGUCAGUACUCGGAUAAUGAGAUUCACGGUCCCUCUCCCUUUGCUUGCAUAUCCUAUAUAUCUGUGGACAAGAGGUCCGGGCAAAGACGGUUCACACUUCAGUCCCUACAGUGACUUGUUUGCCCCAAAUGAGAGGAGAGCUGUGUUAACUUCAACCGUGUGUUGGAUUUUGAUGAUUCUUCUGCUCCUCUACUCAUGCUUUGUUUUUGGUUCUGUCCAAGUGCUUAAGCUCUACGGUGUUCCAUAUAUAAUUUUCAUCAUGUGGCUUGAUUUUGUAACAUACCUGCAUCACCACGGACAUGAGCAGAAACUUCCCUGGUACCGCGGCAAGGAAUGGAGUUAUCUGCGUGGCGGACUAACAACAGUUGAUCGUGAUUAUGGAUGGAUAAAUAACAUUCACCAUGACAUUGGCACACAUGUUAUACAUCAUCUGUUUCCUCAAAUCCCACAUUAUCACUUGGUAGAAGCGACAAAGGCAGCUAAGCCAGUGCUGGGAAAGUACUAUAGAGAACCAAGGAAGUCUGGGCCAUUUCCACUUCACCUAUUUGAAAAUCUAGUAAAAAGCAUCAGCCAAGAUCACUACGUGAGCGACAUUGGAGACGUGGUGUAUUAUCAGACAGAUCCUGAGCUGUACAAGAAAUUGGCCAAAACCAAGUUGAUUUGAUAGUUUGUUAUAGAGAAACAGCCAGAACAAAGAGAAUUACAGUUUACGAAAAGUCCUUAACGAGGACAGCUCCCUUGAACACUUGUGGUGCUGUCAUAGGAUGGCUUCAGUUCAGUAGGACAAUUUGUAGGGAUGUUCUGGAGGACUUAGAAAGUUGUGAUGCUUUGGUAAUAAUAUGUACUGUUAGUUUUUGAAAAAUGUAAUAUUUAUUUUUUCCUGCAAAAAAUUCUGUCAUCAUGCAUCUUUUGCUAUCAGGGAAUCCUAAAAUGUAAGAAUUGUAGUGCAAAA
Ricinus communis (castor bean) is the source of this 1533-nucleotide messenger RNA. Its product is annotated as omega-3 fatty acid desaturase, endoplasmic reticulum. The transcript has 8 exons. NCBI's taxonomy places the organism in Eukaryota, Viridiplantae, Streptophyta, Magnoliopsida, Malpighiales, Euphorbiaceae. Bases 109 to 1245 code for a protein of 378 amino acids. Gene Ontology annotation, biological process: lipid metabolic process. The record is from RefSeq and is a predicted model, not a curated record. Gene Ontology annotation, molecular function: oxidoreductase activity, acting on paired donors, with oxidation of a pair of donors resulting in the reduction of molecular oxygen to two molecules of water.